This is a messenger RNA of Echinops telfairi (small Madagascar hedgehog), 2403 nucleotides long. RefSeq names its product interferon-induced GTP-binding protein Mx1. The transcript has 14 exons. Gene Ontology annotation, biological process: defense response to virus. Gene Ontology annotation, molecular function: GTPase activity; microtubule binding; GTP binding. Bases 161 to 2044 code for a protein of 627 amino acids. NCBI's taxonomy places the organism in Eukaryota, Metazoa, Chordata, Mammalia, Afrosoricida, Tenrecidae. The record is from RefSeq and is a predicted model, not a curated record. Gene Ontology annotation, cellular component: nucleus; membrane; microtubule.
ACCCCCCCAGGCUUUGGUCUUAUUUGUGUAUUUUGCAUGAUUUCAAGGAGGUGCCAGAGAAAAGCUCUCUUGUUUUCCUCGGACUAGCGUUCCCUGUUCAAGUAAAAGAAACAUAUUCUUGGAGCUUCAUUGACAAAGGAAGACAAGAGACCGUUCUAAAAUGGAAAAGGGGGCUGAGAACAGCUUGUACAACCUGUAUGAGGAGAAGGUGCGCCCCUGCAUCGACCUCAUCGACUCCCUGCGGGCCCUGGGCGUGGAUAAGGACCUGCCGCUGCCCGCCAUCGCGGUCAUCGGGGACCAGAGCUCCGGCAAGAGCUCGGUGCUGGAGGCGCUGUCGGGCAUCGCCCUGCCCAGGGGCAGCGGCAUUGUGACGAGAUGCCCUCUGGUGCUGAAACUGAAAAAACUGGUGCACGAAGAGCAGUGGAGAGGGAAGAUCAGUUACCGGGACUCUGAGAUCGAACUUUUAUUCCCUUCCGAGGUGGAGCAGGAAGUCAGAAAAGCCCAGGACAUGGUCGCCGGGGAAGGGACGGGGAUCAGUCAAGAGCUCAUUAAUCUGGAGAUCAGCUCCUCAGAUGUCCCGGAUCUGACCUUGAUUGACCUUCCUGGCAUAACUAGGGUGGCUGUGGGCAAUCAGCCAGCUGACAUUGGACGACAGAUCAAAUCCCUCAUUAGGAAGUACAUCAACCAGCAGGAAACAAUCAAUUUGGUGGUGGUGCCCUGUAACGUGGACAUUGCUACCACGGAGGCCCUCAGCAUGGCUCAGGAGGUGGAUCCUGAUGGAGACAGGACCAUAGGCAUCUUGACCAAGCCUGACCUGGUGGACAGAGGCACAGAAGACAAGGUGGUGGACGUGGUGCACAACCUCAUCUGCAGCCUGAAGAAGGGCUACAUGAUCGUCAAGUGCCGGGGCCAGCAGGACAUCCAGGAUGGGCUGAGCCUGGCUGAGGCGCUGGAGAAAGAGAAGGAAUUCUUUGAGGACCAUGACCACUUUAGGGUCCUUCUGGAGGAGGGCAAGGCCACGGUUCCGUGUCUGGCAGAGAAACUUAGCACUGAACUCAUCACACAUAUCUGUAAUUCUCUGCCCAUCUUAGAGAGUCAAAUAAAGACGCGCCACCAGGCGAUAACAGAUGAGUUGCAAAAGUACGGGGUCGACAUCCCACAGGACGAGAACGAGAAAAUGCUUUUUCUGAUAGAUAAAAUCAAUGCAUUUAACCAGGACAUCCAUGCUUUAGUUGAAGGAGAAGAGUCAGUAGGAAAGGAUAACGCUCGGCUGUUUACCAGAAUCCGACGUGAGUUCACCACAUGGGGUACGAAAAUUGAUGCUAAUUUUCAGGAAGGUUAUAAGGCCAUGUGCGAUGAGAUAUGGAGAUUUGAAAAUCAGUAUCGGGGUAGAGAGCUGCCGGGCUUUGUGAAUUAUCGGACAUUUGAGACGAUCGUAAAGCAACAAAUCAAGAAACUGCAAGACCCAGCACUGGACAUGCUUCACAAAGUGACUGAUAUGGUCCGGGAUGCCUUCACAGAGACGUCAGUGAAAAAUUUUGAUGAAUAUUUCAACCUGCACAGAACAGCCAAGUCCAAAAUAGAAGACAUUAAAUUAGAACAAGAGAAGGAAGCUGAGAAGCUGAUCCGACUGCACUUCCAAAUGGAGCAGAUCGUCUACUGCCCGGACAAGGUGUACAGUGGCUCUCUGCAGAAGAUCCGGGAGAAGGAGUCGGAGGAGGGGAAGAAGAAAGGGGCACAGUGGCCGGACACCCAGCAGAACGUGGACUUCUUCAAACUGGAGAUCACGCAGCACCUGCUUGCCUACCACGAGGAGUCCAGCAACCGCAUCUCCAGCCACAUCCCUCUGGUCAUCCAGUUCUUCGUCCUGCAGAUGUACAGGGAGCAGCUGCAGAAGGGCAUGCUGCAGCUGCUACAGAACAAGGACACCUACAGCUGGCUCCUGCAGGAGCGCAGCGACACCAGCGACAGGAGGAAGAUUCUGAAGGAGCGGCUGGCCAGGCUGACCCAGGCGAAGCGGCGCCUGGCCAAGUUCCCGGGCUAAAGUAGCCUCUGCAGGCACAGCACCCUUCCCUGCACGGUGACUCCCCAGGCCACCCGCCAUUCCUCCAGGAGCACCAGGCAAGCAGCAGAGAGCGGCAGUUUGAGUUUCAGCCUUUAAGCCAGAGCCCGCCCUUGUACAGCCUGUGGUCCAGGCUGGGUGAAUGAUGGCAUGGUCCAGACUGGGAAGAUCUCACACUAACCUCUCCUCAGCAGGAGGAGUUCAUGCUAACAUGAUGCUUUCCUGGUUUCUGCUCUGCCCUUUCCACCCCCCAGGAUUUUAGUAUCAUUAGUGUCUUGUGUGUGCCUGCCCCCACAAGCCUUGUUUUAUUAGUUUAUAAUAAUACUUAUCUUUUCAUCAGA